AUGCGACAAGCUCUAGAGGCAUGUCCUCGCUUGGAAACAUUCAAAUUCGUCAUCCCAGAUGACAAACGUCAUGGGGGCAGCCAACCCCUCGUCACGCCACGAGAUCUGGGGAUCGCGCUACUGGAAAAGCAUAAAGCAACUCUAAAGACCCUGAAAUUGCACUACAACAGCUAUUACGAUAUGCGCAGUGCGGAGUUUCAACAAGACAUGGAAAUGUACGGCCAGGACUCAUACCACUACGUGUACCCCUCGUUCCGCGAUUUUGAGGUGCUAUCGCACAUAACGAUGCAGUUCGGAAAACUUACCAACCUUUGCCACCUACCGGAGUCGUUGGAAUGUCUGAAGUUGCAGGAUUGCCAUUUCGACGUCGACUUAAGUGAAGACUGCCUUCGUGGUAUGCUUAAGCUCAAGGACACAUGGUGUCCGCUGAUCAAGCAGCUGUCUCUUCAGGGUUUCAAUGUAUCAGAAGUCAUCGACAUGAUGCGGGAAGUUGCGAGAUCCUUAGGUUUGCGGAUCACUGAGUCGCUUGGCAAAGGUCUUGUCUCGUUCUCCAGCCUCUGA
Molecule: messenger RNA, 561 nt
Organism: Alternaria arbusti
Lineage: Eukaryota; Fungi; Ascomycota; Dothideomycetes; Pleosporales; Pleosporaceae
Exons: 2
Coding region: 1-561 (186 amino acids)
Source: RefSeq, a predicted model, not a curated record